ACAUCGCCCCCUCGCCACGUUGGGUGUUGACAAUAAAGCGGAUUUACUGGAGUAGAUCAGUGUACAACGUAUCCGACGAGCCAUGUUUCGAGCCCGGACGAAGCGUCUAGUCUGCACAAUAGCGGUGAUAACAGCCAUUCCAUUCGCCCUCUUCUUUAUGGAUUCUCUCAGCCUUGGUUUGAAGUUCCUCAAGGGAGAUCACUCUAGAUUAAGUCCAAGAGUGAUGAUAGUCGACGACGACCGUCCUGUUGGCGUUGAUGACACUAUCCUCGAGGAAGAAAAUCUGGAAAAUGAGAAAGCAGACUCCGACGUGAUUGAGCCGGAACCACUAUCAGUUACUUGCCGCAAUGACAGAAAAUGUAAUCCCACAAGAUCGGGGAUGUUCAACGUACACAUCGUCCCUCACUCACACAAUGACGUUGGCUGGAAGAAGACGGCAGACCAGUAUUACGCUGGGAGGGGCGGCGGCAACGCCGCGUCGUUCUAUAACGGGGCUGAGUGCAGCCACUGCAUCCUCGACAGCGUCAUCCCCCAGCUGCUGAAGAAUCCUACCAGGCGCUUCAUCUUUGCGGAGAUGGCCUUCUUCUCUCGCUGGUUUAACGAACAAGACUUGAAAACACGACGAGCAGUCAGGGGCCUUGUCGCGCAGGGACGUCUCCAGAUUGUAAGUGGUGGCUGGAGCAUGAGCGACUCUGCCACAACCUACUACGACGACAUCAUCAACCAACACACACUUGGUUUCCAGUGGAUACAGAAGGAGUUUGGAGAAUGUGCGAUGUCGAACAUCGGCUGGCACAUCGACCAGUUCGGACAUUCUCGGGAACACUCGUCUUUGUUCGCUCAGAUGGGAUUUGACGCCAUCUUUCUCGGGCGAAUAGACUUCCAGGACCACACAAGAAGAAUCAAGUCUCGGGACAUGGAGACAGUGUGGAUGACCAGUCCACGAAAUCUGGGAAACAGCUUGUUUACCAGCGUGCUGUAUGACGGAUACUUCAGCCCAGCCAGCCUGGCCUGGGAGGGACGCCCACCGUCAACGUCCAAACGGAUACAAAAGAUUGAGGCUAAAACGUUGAUUAACCUUGCAGUGAAGUGGGCGGAGUCGUACAAGUCCAGUCACAUCCUGAUCCCCGUGGGUGGGGACUUCGCCUUCCGCUCUGCCCCCAACUGGUACCGGGCCCUGGACCAGCUGAUAGCCACGGUCAACGCUGAGCAAAAAGUUCGGCAGCGUCGUGCACGCUUUGUACUCCACUCCCAGCUGCUACAUCAACAGCGUCAACAAGGAGGGUGUAAAGUUCAGCACCAUGUCCGGCGACUUCCUCCCGUACUCCACCAUCCCCAACACCUUCUGGACCGGCUUCUUCACCAGCAGACCCGGACUCAAGCGCCAUGUGAAAGUGGCCAGCAGCUUACUACAGACGUGCAAACUGCUGGCUGUACUUGCACGCCUGACUCAAGUAAGCCGGGACAUCGCAGUGUUGAAGAAAGCCGUUUCCCUCCUGCAGCACCAUCGAGGGGGGAGAGAGCCUGUCAGUACGUUAUUAGCACAGCCUACCGGAAGCUCCUCACACAGAAAACCAAAAACCUUCCGACGCAGCAUUUCUGCAACCACCUCAACAUCAGCGUUUGCCACAUCACGGAGACGGCCGACAAGGUGUUCGUCACUGUGUUCAACCCCCUGGGACAGCCUACAUCCUACUGGGUGCGUCUCCCUGUCACAGUGCAUCACUUCAUCAUCACUGGGCCCAAAUCACAGGCUACAGAAGCUCAGAUUGUGCCAUUAACGGAAUCCACCCUCAGAAUCCCUGAACGAGGUAUAAAGAAACCCCGGGUCGAUGUUGUUUUUGAAGCGAAUCUUCCACCGUUUGGAUUCGCUGUGUACAAGCUUGAAACUGAUGAUGACGCUACCCUGAUACCACCGCAAGAAGAGAUUGGGACUGGCCGUUACUACAUCACUAACCAGUACUUGUCCCUGACUAUUGACCCCCGCACGGGUGUGCCCCAGACCCUGAGGAACAAAGAGAUCGGCGUGGACAUCAAACUGGAACAGAGGUACCUGUAUUACCUGACCAGUGCGGGUCAGGCGAGGGACCCCAAUGACCGCACUGGUGGGUUCCUGGGAUCCCACAAGCGGACCUCGGGAGCAUAUGCCUUUGUGCCCAAAGAGUUCUCAAGGCCAGUUCCGCUCAAGGGGCCAAGUUCCAGAGGUGUUAAAGUUCAUGCGUAUAAGGGCCCCAAUGUCCAGGAGAUUAGGCAGGAGUUCAGCCCAUGGGUCAGUCAGGUGAUCAGACUAUAUAAUGGCGCACCAUACCUGGAACUGGAGUGGACGGUUGGACCCAUACCAGAAAACAUGCAAGGAACGAAGGAGGUUAUAUCAAGAUUCACAACCGAUCUCAAUACGAAUGGAAUGUUUUACACAGACUCUAACGGCAGGGAGACUAUCCUCAGACGGAGGGACUACCGGGAGACGUGGUCACUGAACGUCACGAGCCCCGUGUCUGGGAAUUACUACCCUGUCACAGCGAGGAUGUUCCUUCGGGACGAAGAACGGAAUAUUCAACUGACGGUGCUCACAGACAGAUGUCAGGGUGGGUCUAGUCUGUCAGACGGACAGAUGGAGUUGAUGGUUCAUCGGCGGACGUUCAGGGAUGAUGACCUUGGCGUGGAGGAACCCCUGAAUGAACGCGGGGAGGACGGGAGGGGACUUGUCUUACGAGGUAAACACUACGUGUUCCUCAACACAAUAGCCAAGGCUGCCAGAGAGUACCGAGCCCUGGGACUCCAGGUCCACCACCCUCCCACUGUGUCCUUCAUGCAGCCGGAUCCACCCACCACCAACCAUCUCGUCACCUCGUUUUCAGGCCUACGUAACCCUCUUCCGUUCAACGUUCACCUGCUGACCCUUGACCAGACCCCAGGUGAUCCCGACACCCUGAUACUGAGACUGGAAAACUUUCUGGAAGUCGGUGAAGCAGAUGAAGAUGAGGAAGAAGCGACCGUAACUCUGCAGUACCUGUUCAGCAGGUUUGACAUCACUACAGUACGGGAGCUGAGUCUGGGGGCCGACCACAAUAUUACCAGGGUGAGGCGGCUUCAGUGGAACACGACUGAUGGUACCACCACAAGCGGGACACUCGAAUACGCCGAUUCCCGUGACGUCCAUUCCCCACCGUUUCCCAUCCUCCUCCGGCCAAUGGAGAUACGGACAUUCAGAGUCACCACCGGCCCCGCCACGGAGCCACCCUCGGACAAUGGCGUUUAACUGUUUGUGUGCAGGUGUGAGUGAUGUAUUUUGUAAAUAAACCUUACCGAGAAAA
Molecule: messenger RNA, 3314 nt
Organism: Haliotis rubra (blacklip abalone)
Lineage: Eukaryota; Metazoa; Mollusca; Gastropoda; Lepetellida; Haliotidae
Product: lysosomal alpha-mannosidase-like
Exons: 27
Coding region: 83-3259 (1058 amino acids)
Biological process (GO): mannose metabolic process
Cellular component (GO): lysosome
Molecular function (GO): alpha-mannosidase activity; carbohydrate binding
Source: RefSeq, a predicted model, not a curated record